Syngnathoides biaculeatus (alligator pipefish) is the source of this 3905-nucleotide messenger RNA. It is a transcript of the gene cavin2a, whose product is annotated as caveolae associated protein 2a. Gene Ontology annotation, cellular component: caveola; cytoplasm. The transcript has 2 exons. The coding region runs from base 123 to 1496 and encodes 457 amino acids. The record is from RefSeq and is a predicted model, not a curated record. Lineage: Eukaryota; Metazoa; Chordata; Actinopteri; Syngnathiformes; Syngnathidae. Gene Ontology annotation, molecular function: protein kinase C binding.
UGUGUGAAGGGAGAGCGAGAGAGAGAGCGAGUGGGGCGUGGGUGCCGAGCUAAGUUACAAAGUUCAGUGCGCACGACAGGAGCUACUUGCGUCGGUCUACUGACCAUAUCCACCUGUGCACCAUGGAAGAGCCCCCCCACCCCGACACCAGCAGUGUGGCAGGCAGCACGCACACCGCCCCGGAGAACCCGGAGCUCCUCAUCCCGAGCUUCAGCCCUUCGUCAGCCCCGUCCUCCCCUACCCCGACCGGAACCCUGGCCCGGCUGGGUGUGAAGAGUCCCACCAGCCCCUCCUCCACCGCCGCUGCCCCCGGGAGCCCUGUGGACCGCGGCCAGGUGAGCGCCAUCACCGUGGUGGCCCUGCUGGACAAGCUGGUCAACAUGAUGGAGGCGGUGCAGUCAAACCAGCAGCGCAUGGAACAGAAGCAGGCCGACCUGGAGGGGGCCGUGCGGCUGGUGCAGGGCGACGUCAGCCGCCUGUCCAAGACGCACGUGGGCACCUCCAACAGCGUGUGCAAGUUGUUGGAGCGCUCGCGCAAAGUCAGCGGUCACCUGAAGGAGGUCAGAGAGCGCCUGGACAAGCAGGCGGUCCAGGUGAAGAAGCUGGAGGCCAACCACAGCCACCUGCUCAAGAGGAACCACUUCAAAGUCCUCAUCUUCCAGGAGGACAAUGAGAUACCCUCAAGUGUGUUGGUCAAGGAUUCACUAAAGACCCCAAACCCAAGCCAGUAUGACGCAGAGUCCACUCAGCCCAACAUAUCCGUUGCCAGCUCCGUUGACGGUCUUCAGACCAUCAGCCUUUCCUCGGACGAGGAUCUUCCAGUUGACAGAGCGGCGGGAGAAAUACUGGAGUGCGGAGCUGCCGGGGGUAGUUCCCAUAUGUUUGAGCGAAGGUCUGACAAAUUCAAGCGGACCAGUCUGAAGAAAGUCGACAGCCUGAAGAAGGCCUUCUCCCGCCAGAGCAUUGAGAAGAAGAUGGCGCAGAUUACCACCAAGAUUGUUCCCCCUGAAAAGCGUGAAAAGAUCAUAAAGACCCUCAGUCCGACUCACCCCAAGAGCCCUACUGCUAAAAGUUCUACAUUCAAAGUGUCUCCCAUGACAUUCAAUGUAAAGAAAGGUCGAGAUGGCGAGGCUCCUUUGCAAGAAAUGGUCUUGGGGGAAGAUGCACAUGUGGAGAUCUCUCCACUGGAAUGCUUACCUGGAGAUGUCGCGUUGUGCGAAGAAGCUGCCCACGAGAGUCAACAAAUGUUGAGUCAGUCCACCGCGGACGGCAUGAAGGCCGAGCUGGCAAUCAACGGCGAUACAUCAAUCAUCCAGUGUGAAAUAAACGGCAAUCGUUCUGCUGGUCUUGCCGUCCCCGAGCGUGAUGAUGACGUUGGCGAGGAUAAAGAAGAUGAGGAGGAAGACGAAGACGCAGAUCAAGAAGCCCAUAAAAGUGAAGAGAAGCACUCCCUUACAGCAGCUCCUGAAACAGUUGCUGUAAAGCAAAUGUCCUAAACUUUGUUUUCCAAUACUCACUCAAUAGCGCCUCAAAUGUCCCUCUAUAGUAAACAGGUUGUCGUAAUUAUCAAAAAGGCAAUCGAGAGAGGUACAGCGACCCCCACUAUUUGCAGGAGAUAGGGACCUAGCCUUGUUGUGAAAAGCAAAAACGUGAGUAAUUAACGUGCUGCCCAUAAAAUGUUUACAAUUGCCCAUACUAAUACUGUAGUUUUUAAUUGUAAAUGGGCUACAAACUGCAAACUAUGACCCCAAGAUGAUUUCCUUUAAAAAUAAAUCAACAAAGUGAACAUUAAUUGCGCAUGUACAUGCACAUUUAUAUACUCUCUGUAAGAACCCAGGCUAAAAAUAGCUUCUCCUUGAGAUACAACAACAUUCCUCGGUCAAGAUGUACCACUUCACCAUACAUCAAUGGAACAACUGUACCACUUUUCUAUUUAGACAGGGCUCAGGGCCAUCUUGUGCCAUCUUGAGAAAUUUCACAAAGAGCGACUAACAGAGGUUACGUUAAAAAGAAACCAUGAAUUUGUCAAUAGCCAUCGGAGAAUAUGAAGCCGAAUAACUGAUUGUUUGUCUGGUUGUUAUAUUGUGGUUACAAAGUCAUCUCUCAGCUCUAGUUUUGUUCAGCAACUCAAGGUCGCUUCUUAGAUUGCUCCCCUUUCACCUCACUUUCAUAGUGUCUGUGGAUUGCCUAUUGCCCACAAACAAAAGUUUACAAUCGGAAAUAUUGAGCAGGUUUAACAUUUAAAUUUUUUCUACCUUGGCCACCAACUAAUCGGUCAGGAUAAUCUUUGGAGACGUCCGAUAACUGGACCUUUGCUGAUUUUGAUCGGAAUCUAGCUCAAAAUCGUCUGUUUAUCGGUAUGUGUGUACCUUGCAUUAAAGUGCAAACAGUCCCAAAUGCGGCUUCUUGAAAACUGCCAUUUACUAGUGCUCACAACCUGGACAGCAGGACAUCUCCUAGGCAUCCGUCCAAGUAUCUCCCUCUCACUGACCUUGUCUGCUUCUCUACUGAAAAACAGCUUCUUUGUUCUGGCCUCCUUUUUUUUCCAAUGUGAUAUCUAGUAAAUCUUUGGCAACAAAACUAUUGGGGUAUUAAGUUUCCAGGGGAGGCAAGCGCAGGAAUGAUGAUCCAGGGGUUGCUUUUCAAGGGUGUUUAUACUGUUUUUAUAGGAUAUACGUGUCCAAUUUUACACCGUUGGUCUUGAGACUUGAGAGGUGACUCUGUAUUGUGAAGUAACGACACAUAACCUAGUGCAGCAAAUAAAUAUUUUACACUGCAUAACAGGUGAAUGUUUGCAAUCACAUGCUUAUUAACUGUGGAAAAUAGACCAUUGAAAAAAAACAAAGCAUAUACUGUAUGAAAUGAGUGAUGAAUUGGCACUGGGUGGAUUCGAAUGUUUAGUCAUUCGUUUACUUUAUCUUUUUACUGACCGCUUCUCCUCUGUUGACAUGCAACAGGAUACUCCUGCAGCGCUUAUAACGUGCACACACUGGUAUGAGUAAUUGCACUCCUGAAGAAAUACGUAGAUUCCUGUGAUUUUGGGAGAUACGACCAAUGGUAAAACAUGCCUUUUUCACCUCUUUUCUGUGAGGUUCUUUAAAGCGGUGUGCUACAUUGUAAACAUUUUGUAUGACCUUGUAUAGUUUACAAAAAAUACAUAUACAUACAUCCCGCAUACCAGUUGUCGUGGUAUUGGCAGAUGUACUUGGAUUUUGCAUGAAACAGAAACACCCACACAAAACAGUAAUUUAGGAAUGGUGUGAUUCUUUAUAUUUUAUGUAUUUCUGACCGGAAAAACAAAUGCCAGAAACCUUUUAUUAAGACACCUGGGAACUUUGUUAAACAUGUCUCCUUAUGUCUCCUUAAGCCUGCAUUUCUGUUUCCUCAUCUGACAUUGGGACAAAUAUAGAUAUGAAUCAUCACAUUGUGUUAUCUUUUUUUCCAAUGUAUGUAAUUAGUGGUUAUGGAUAAUUUGUGUGUUUUUUUUUUUUAAGACUAAUGACUAAACUAAAAUGUAACACUUUGCUUUGUACAAGUGGGGCGGUCCAGUGGUUUGAAUCUUACAGGAAUUAUUGUAUUAUUUCCUUCUCAUCCUGGGAAACUGGUGUCAUUGCUUUCUGUUUUAGAAAAAUGUUUGGAUUCAUGUCUAUUUUGAGCUGUCGUUGGUCUGAAAGUAAGCGUCCCUAAUCUCAGUCUCUUUGGCUAGGAAUAAAAAAAAACACUUAAGUUAGUAAUGUUGCUUUUCUACCUUCACUGUACAGUAGUAAAGAAAGUAAGCAAACUACAUCAACCAAAGAUGUUUGCCCCACUCAAAUAGUGUGUUAACUCCUGUUGCUAACAUUGUGUAAUUAAUUUCCUUUUGAACUUUAGCAUUGUAUGCCUCAAUAAAGAAUUUAAACAAGGAA